GUCAGUGAAUGAAUAUGUGUUGUUCUAACCCAAUGGUCUAUCCCCUAAAUAUGUAAAUACGUAUGAUGGGUGUGAUAUGCUGACAUCACACAGUCUCUAGUGGAUUGCUUCAUAUAGGUGUGGCUAAAACUGUCAGCUGUUUAUGAGAAAUCAUAUGGGGACAAACUAAAACCAGUCAAUGUGACUGCAGCUGAAAAAGCAGAAGAAUGGAAGACCUGGUUACCAGUUUUACCAGGUUAUCAAAAACAUGAAGAGAAUGAACAAAGCGGCUUUUUCCAUCAACAGGAAGCAAGCGUCUGUUUACAUUUUUAGCCUUAACAGGCACAAUUCUCCAUCAGUGUUCUUCAAAUGCCAUAAAUCACAACCAUGACAGCUUUUGGAGAGGGAUUUCGGUGGCUGUGCACCCUUUUUGGAUUCAUUUUUUAUUUAGGAGACAUUGGUUCCGACAUUUUGUUAUCCGUGCAGUAUUUUAGAAGUGGACAUGUCACAUGGGCUGCACUGACUCUGACGUUUGUUCUGGUCGCAUCUGUGACCGUACAGACAUUUAGCUAUGCGUGGUUCAAAGACGACAACAAGGAGAGUCAAAAAAAUGUCAAGUGUAAUCCCACUUGCUGUCUGAUCGGGAUACAUUUACUGCAGAUUGGCAUUUGCUCAAGGUAUCUCCAAUUCCUAAAGAAGAAAUUUAAAGCCCUUUGUUCACGUCAGAUGGAUGAUGAAGAGAAGAACUAUGCCAUUGGGCUGGCUGCAGAUCUCAGCAUGCUCCGUAUGUUUGAGACGUUUCUGGAGAGCGUUCCUCAACUCACUCUGCAGACCUACAUCAUACUGGAGCACAACCAUCGCUCCAAUCUGCAAUACAUCAGCAUGGCCAUGUCUUUCGUCACUAUAGCCUGGUCAACUGUGGAUUAUCGACGCUGCUUACGGUCCUCUUUAGCGUAUGCAAAUGAAAUGCCAUCUGGAAGCCCAACAGCCAUCUACCUGUUCUACAAAAUCUUCACCAUCACUCCUCGAAUCCUCAGCCUGACGCUCUUCCUCAUGCUCUCCUACUUCACCAUUCCAGCAAUAGCGCUUGUUUGGCUGGUGGGAACCACCUGGGCAUUUUUGGAAGAGACUGAUUUCUGCACUUCACGAGUCCUUGAAUGGAUCUAUCGAGCCAUAGUUGGAUUUAUUCUCAUUUUUACCUUUUUUAACAUUAGGGGACAGAACACUAAAGUCCCCAUGACUGUGUAUUACAUAUUCAGCGUAACUGAAAAUCUUUCCGCACCCAUAUUGUUGGCUCUGCUUAAACCGGAGUCUGAAGGCACGGACUAUUUCCUGCCCAUAAUACUUUUUAUUUUAUUUUCGAAUUCAAUAGGACUGAUUUUUCUGGCAGUUUAUUACAGCCGCCUUCAUCCUCGUGUGCCUCCGGCCCAGAUAGCAGAUGAAAUUGAUGGAGCUCCUAGUCAGAAUGAAAAAAAGACACGUUUGAAAAACUUUUUACAAAUAUAACAAUCUUGCUCAGCAAAAGUCUACAUUUGAAUGGUCUAAAUGCCAGUAGCACUCAAUUUAACAAUACAGUUUUGCAUGUACAUACUAUACUAUACAUAUCAUAGUCAUUAUUUAAACUGGAUAACCUCAUGACUCCUGAACUUAACCUUAAAGCUAUAGUUCACACCAAAAUGAAAAUUACCUCACCAUUUACACUUCCUUGUGUGGUUUUAAACAUUUAUGUGUUUCUAUAUUCCAUUGAACAUGAAAGAAGUAUAAUGCUGGGUUAUGGUACCUAUCGACUUCCAUAGUCAUUUUUACCAAUUCAAGUCAAUGGAUACCAUCAACUAGCAUUUUUCAAAAUAUCUUCUUUUGUGUUUAAACAAAAAAUAGAGUCUCAAAAAGGUUUAAAACCACUUGAGGGAGAGUAAAUGAUGAGGUCAUUUUCUUUAUGGGUAUCCCUUCAAGCCAUGUAGUUAUCUUAUUUAACUCAGUACACUGCUAGUGCACGUUACAUAAAAUAAUGUACAGCCAACAUGUCUGAAAGCUGCUAAGGAAGGUAUCUAAUUUUACUCGUACGAAAUGUUGAUCUUUAGAGGUUUUAUUGAACUUGUAUAUGAAUAAGACUUCGGGUUAUUUGAUAUGUUCCUAAUAUGUUCAGUUUGCACUCACACUGUGAUCCUUUUGUCUAAAGCAGUGGUCACCAACCUUGUUCCUGGAGAUCUACCUUCCUGCAAAUUUCAGUUACAACCCUGAACAAACACACCUGUCUCUAAUUAUCAAGUGCUGCUCAUAAUUAUAUCCCACAUAGCAAAAUAUCUCUGGCCCAGCUCUGGCCCACACAAUCAGCUGUUGCUUGGCCCACAUGCCGCAGUGAAUUACAGUACAUGACUGGACCUUAAAGACGGUGACACCUCUGCCAAACCAGGCCCAUGUUUGGCCCACAUGCUGUAUGCCACUGCCAGAUGAAUGCCUGCUGUGCCAAAUUUAUGCCAAAUCUGGGCCAGAAUUCUUUGCUACCUGGGAUGGUUUAGGUGUGUUUGAACAGGGUUGGAGCUGAAUUCUGCUGGAUAGUUCUCCAGGAACAAGGUUGGAAAAAUUUCUCACUAUUUACUUCAUUUAGUGGUUAUAAACUUUUAUGAAUUUCAUUUUAUUCCUCCCUAAUUUAAUGCAGAGGUCAACAGAGCACUAGAAAAGCAGUUCAAGGAGUUGCAGAGCCUGUUUUAUUAAGUUAUGAUGAGCUAUAAAUACUAUGUGUGUAAAGUGUGUAAUUAUGUAUUUAUUUUAAGCUUGAUGCAGAUCAAUGCUGCGCCAUGCUGUAGCAAGCCUAAGUUAUGCUGCCCUAACAUGAUGCCGGAAAUUACUUAAAUGUGAAUUGUAUUUUAUAAAAUGCAUGUAACUAGAUAACAGAAGUUAGA
Danio aesculapii is the source of this 2882-nucleotide messenger RNA. It is a transcript of the gene xkr9, whose product is annotated as XK, Kell blood group complex subunit-related family, member 9. The transcript is spliced from 4 exons. Gene Ontology annotation, biological process: phosphatidylserine exposure on apoptotic cell surface; engulfment of apoptotic cell; apoptotic process involved in development. Gene Ontology annotation, cellular component: plasma membrane. Lineage: Eukaryota; Metazoa; Chordata; Actinopteri; Cypriniformes; Danionidae. The record is from RefSeq and is a predicted model, not a curated record. The coding region runs from base 367 to 1485 and encodes 372 amino acids.